GUUGAGGCGGUGGGGAGGGGAUUGUGUGGCAAUUUGGAAACGAAAAGUGUGCGUUGACUGAUAGCCGAGAGCCGUGACGACGGUGGGAGAGACGGGGGUCUUCCAAUUGCUGUUUUUGGGUGUGAUAAUCGUGAGUGUGUCCCCCCUGUCGAAGCGCAGUGACUGCGGGCCGAAACGUUGAGCAGCAGCAGGCUGUGGGUGAUAUUGAUCUGUGCGAAGAGCGUAGAACUCGGGUGUGUGCGCGAUCGGCUUAGCGAAACGCAUCGAUCGAAGAGGGCCUUGCCUAGAAGCUUUAGUGGGAGUGUGCGUGCGUGCGUUGUGUACACACUACCUCACAGCAGGCUGGAUCUAUCUAGCAGCUAGCUGGCAAGCAUAGAUCAUAAAGUGAGUGAAAGAAAGAAAGAGCCAAAGAGCAGAUAGACGAAGAGAGGGAGAGGGCGCAUAAAACAGAGGAAAGAGGCCUUCUCGACAACUCGACAUCACACGGAUAAAGUUUAUAGAAUGCGACGAACGUAGCGCACAACUCGCGAUCAUCACAGAGAGCUGAGCAAAACACACACUUACUCACACUUGAAAGAUUCCCAAGUACCUCGACUUGGAGAGGGUUAAUUAGUGAAAUCCGCGUAGAAGGCAAUUGCGCGUUCCAGAGACCCCUUGUGUGUGAGUCAUCGACAUCUGCCGAGGCGUGAGGGAGUCAUCGCCAUGGUUCAGCGCCGAGGAUCACGUCGUACGUCGUAGUCGAUGAUCUGAUCGUGAGUAAAUGUGUCAACCAGCGGGCCUGGUGAGCAGAUAAUUGCCACGGCAAGCAAUGCAGGUGGCGCAGCAGCAGCAGCGAAUUAUCGCCGUCUGUCGAAUUUCAAUCGCAUACUUGAACUUGCCGCAGAAUCUCGCGUCGAGCAGCUUAAGCUAGCAAGCUCACACACUGCAAGCCAGCGAGCGAACAGGCAAGCAAGCAACCUCCAAAGGGUAAAUAUUGAACCUCCGCGCUUUGCGUCGUUGCGCCGUCGCUGUCAAAGGAUUUCCAGAUUGUUGCUGGAUGACGUCACGGCCGAUACGCGCAGAACCGCGAGACCCAGCACGCAAACAAACAAACAUCAGAGCCCCAACCCAAAUGCUCAGCUUAGCCAGAAUCGAAAAUUAUGAGACAACAUCGGCGGCCCCAGCUGAUAAGCCAAGCCGAUGAGUUCAAACAAUGUUGGCAGUAUGCUUCCACCGCAGUGUGAUUCGAACGAUGUGAUAGACGCGGAUGUUGCCAGCACGAAUGCCUCAAGCACCAGCACCGACACCAACACCACGAUCACUAAUCGCGAUCAUACGGCAGCAGCAUCGACAAUGUGCAAAAUACCGCCGACUUUGGACGUCGGCGAAGACAACAACAAUUGCUACGAGCUCGAUGUGAUCAAUAGCAAGGACCCGUACGCCGAGCUCGAGAGAUAUCUGGAAAAGGUCAAGGCUGAAAUCUCGGAGGUAUUUGCGCAGCUGGAAUCGAGGCGUGAGGAAAACGGCAUCGUCGGCAAUGACACUGCCACGCUGCCGGCGGCCGGAGGAAGCUGUGACGGUGGCUGGUCAGCAUCCGCCGUUGCCACCCCCGCCGUCGCAUCGCCGCCACCGCCAACCCGCACCAUCCCGAGGAAGUCGGCGGCGGCGGCUGCUCCGGUCCGUGACAGCAAUUACAACACCAAAGCGAGCCGCUGCCAGAAUGUGGCCUGCGAACUCGACUCCGUGGACGGGGCCAACCUGGAGGCGACGGAACGGCUGCUGCGGGAAAUUGCCGCCACGCUGCCCAAGCAGAACCAUCACAGUCAGCAGCAGCAGCAGCAACAGUCUGUCUCAUCCCAUCAGCAAUACAGUCAUAACGAUCAUCAUCAUCAGCAGCAGCAGCAGCAUUCGCGAGAGCGCAACAAUGGUGCUUUUGAGUCGGCUCGAUACUGUGAUCCCACGGCGGCGUUCGUCAUCGGCGGAGAUCAUCAUCUCCAGCAUCAGCAGUUGGUGUUGAAGAUCGACGAAGAUCACGAUAAGCCGGAACAUCAUCAGCAGCGCACGCAGCAGCGGUUUAAUGGCGGCCGGUUUCUCACCGGAGUAGGCGGAGGACUUGGUGCUACCGACAACAGUCAAUCGUCGGACUAUGAGACCAGCAAUGGACGGGAGAUGCACGACAGCCUGUCGGACGACAUGAGUCUGCUGGAGGAGCUGAGCAUGUACGGCGGAGAUAGCAACGAACAGGACGAGGAUGGGUCCGACAGCAAGGACUCGUCAUCGCCAAAGUUGCAACCGCCGGGUCUGGUCCACCCGAGAUCGGUACAGUACCAUAAGAAUCAGCAUUCAGGUGGCAACGGCAUUCCCAGACAGUACGCAGUCCACCAGCUGGCGGACAAACAGCUGAAAACCAGUACAAAUAGUCUACCUUCCACUAGCCGCAACUUUAGUCUACACCAUAAGUUUAGGAAUCACCAGAACGUAAUCGAUGCCAAAAGACGACAGUUUUUCCUGCCGCUGGAGCAGGAACCGUUCCAGCAGCAGACGAACCGGUCAAACAUGACGGAGCUGCCGUCGCCGAGCAGUACGUCCCUGCACAGCGGCUACAGCCACCUGAUCCUGGAGGACCUCGGCACCAAGUCCAGCUCGGCGCCGCUGCUCAUGAAGAACGAGGAGGUCGAGCUGGGCGAGCGGAGGAACCUUAGGUACUCCCGAUCGCAGAGUGACCGGCAUCUAGCAGAAAUCGAAGCCAUUGAAGCGUGUCGAUGGCUCCGUGCGGCCGGAUUCCCACAGUACGCCCAGAUGUACGAAGAUCACCAGUUUCCGAUCGAGAUCAAUGACGUGGCGAAGGAUCAUCCGUUUUUGGAGAACGACCCGCUGCAGUCGCUGUACCGGCGGUUGCAAACGUUAAACCGGUGCGCCAACAUGCACAUUGACACGCAUCAGCAUUCCCACCCGCCAAAGCAGAGCGAAGACUCGGACGACGAUAGCUGUGCCCUGUCGGAGGCUUGGACGUUUGCCCACAACAGUCGGCGGUGGUCGCGAGUUGAAGAUGCGGCUGGGUUGGUGAGCGUGAUCAAGCAGAAGCACGGCAACAAGAGCGACGUCAGUACGGUUAACGAGACGGAUUCGGCGGAGGAAUCUUCCAAGAGUGGCUCCAAGACGACGACCACGGACGAUAAGGAGAACUGGGGUGACGACGGGGUCACGUUGAGCAUUCUGUCGGACAGUGACACGGGAGAUGGACCGGUGCGGCUUCGCAGGACUGGCAGCGAACGACUCAAAGAUGGUGCUAAAGCUUUGCUCCGGCGGGUGGAGUCAAUCAAGUCCCGCAGGAGGAAGCGCCAAAACCGGGACGGACUGGUCCUAAGUGGACCCCACUCAUCGAGCUUAUCACCGGUGCACCAUCCGUUGGACGACCUGAAGCACAUGGAUUUGAUGUCGUUUUCGAAUCCAUCGUCUCCGCGUCCUUCGGCAGCGGCACUCGGUGACCACAGACGGGACAACAACACACUCGGAACGAACGAGAUCGUGUCGAAUCUGCUGUCGCCGUACACGCUGAGUCCGUUCGGUCACAUGGCUCAGGAGGAUCACGGCGGGAAAAAGGAGCACAAACGAAGCACCACAAAUCGUUCUAGUCCGUUGCACUUUUUCAUCCAGCUGCAGGAGGCCAAGUCGGGCGACGAUUCGUCAUCGAUCUGCAGCGAAGACAGUCAGGAUUUGAACACCGGGUACUUUGCGGGAAGGGUGGUGAAGACGCCGAGCAAGAAGUAUCCCAAGGCGAAGAAGCUGCUGCGAAACAAGGUCACUGCGGACGAUUCGGGGGCCCUUUCGGACUCGGAGUACCAGUCGAAGUUACGCCGGGCCAAAGUUUCGAGUGACUUGAAGGAAACCAGCAGCAAUACACUUCAGGUGUCCAAGCUGAACCGAGGUGGAUCGUUGAAUCUGGGGAAGAAUUCCAAAAAAUAUCGUGAUGCAUUCCAUAAUCGCUCGAUGCGAGUUGCCAAGACUAGUGACGAGAAGGGUGGCGGUGGCGGCGGUGGUGAGGACAAGAAGCGUCCUACGGUGGCCAGAUGGCACAGCUUCCAACAGCCGAAAAACUCCGAAGGACAUCGGAUGAGCAUAGUCGACUUCAAGGACAGUAACGCCAAGGACAAGGGAAGAUACUCCGGUGGCACGACAAUCUACGAGAUGUCUUGCGGUCAGCUGUUGGUAGUUCGCAAGCUGGCUCUGGUCACGCUGACAGGAUGUAUGGAGCGCUACUGCCCGACGCAUCGUUCCGGCUGGAACUGGGAACUGCCCAAGUUCAUCAAACGUAUCAAAACACCAGACUACAAAGACCGACGGAUAUUUGGCAUUCCACUAGUCCUUAACCUGCAAAGAUAUGGCAACACACUUCCGGAGAUCAUCCAGAUGGCACUGACCUGGCUGGAGCAGAACGCACUGGACCAGGUCGGGUUGUUCCGCAAGCCGGGCGUCAAGUCGCGGAUAGCGAAACUCAAAUCGACCGUCGAAUCGUGCAAUAACGUUUCCAACCGGAUGGACAUUUUCGACGAUCACCACGCGUACGACGUGGCCGACAUGCUGAAGCAGUACUUUAGAGAGUUACCGGAUCCGCUGCUGACUGCCAAGCUGUCGGAAACGUUCGUGGCCAUCUUCCAACAUCUUCCGGUCGAUGUUCGCUACGAUGCGGUGCAGUCGGCCAUCCUUCUACUGCCCGACGAACACCGAGAGGUGCUGUACACCCUGUUGAGCUUCCUGGGCAAGGUCGUGUCCAAGGCAUCCCAGAACCAGAUGACCGCGAACAAUUUGGCCGUUUGUCUGGCGCCGUCACUGUUUUACUCCAUUUCCGGUAGCAGAUCGUCAACGGCAUCGCCACGUCGCAAGAAGGGCGCCACCGGCCAGCCCGACGAGAAGGAGCUGAACGAGACGCGCGCGUCGCACGACUGUCUGGCGUAUCUAAUCCAGAACUAUCGCACGCUGUGGACCAUCUCGAGCGAGCGGAUGCGCAAGUGUAGCUUCAACUACAUGGAGGAAUCGAAGCCGGUUCCGCUGGAGUCGUUGGGGGCGGAGUUGCACGUGCAAAACUGGCGCGGCUACCUGACCGAGUGCAUCAAGGAGUGCGUCCGGGAGGGGAAGGAGCGACCACGUGGCUGGGUUUCGCUCAACUCGGCCGACCCCAGUGUGACAGUGUACUUCAAGAAGGUGGGCGAUGGCCACCCGUUGCGGCUGUGGAAAACGGUGACCGAGGUUGAGGCACCGCCGACGGAGGUCAUCAACCACAUCCUGAACGAGCGGCACCUGUGGGACGACCAUCUGCUGAAGUCGCGCACCGUCGAGCGGCUGGACGGCGAUACGGACGUGUUUCAGUACGUGUGCGGCCAGCCGAUUACGGAUUAUUGCGUGUUGAGACAAUGGAACACCCAGCAAUCGCGCGGAACCUGCGUCAUCGUCGAGGUUUCCAUCAGCCACAACGGCGCCCAGCUGCUGCUGGACGGGGUGCGCGGCGUCGUUCUCGCCUCGCGGUACCUCAUCGAACCGUGCGGCAGCGGCAAGUGCAAGCUGAUGCAUCUGUCCCGGGUGGAUAUGAAGGGUCGCACACCGGACUGGUACAACAAAAACUACGGCCACAUCUGCCAGCAAUAUCUAUCGAGAAUCAAAAAGUUUUUCGAACAUUACACCGAGGGACCUGAGAGCAAAGUAUAAUUACACACAAUCACUCAAAAAAAAAAACACACACACACAAUUACUACACAAGCAAGCACACAAACCAACACAUUCAGCACUGCCGCAAGGCAAGAGGUGUUAAAUAGUUAAGGGAAUUUAUCAAAUACACCACAAGCAAAAGGAAUAAAUUUAUUGUCGAUGCCAGAAAGCAAUGUAUCAAACACAAACAGUCUCCAAACAUUCCAAAUUUUUUGAUUACCAAGUGCCUAAACCAUGAUAUUUUCUUAGUAUUUCUGUUCGAGAGCGGGAGCGGUAGAGACAAAACCGGUCACCAUGUUAGGAAGAAGAGGAAGAAGACGAUGACAAAAACAAACAAACACACAAACAAGAGAAGUUAUGAGAAACAAAACUAAAACUAGUCCAAGCAAAUCAACUUAACCAAUUUCACAAAACUUAUAACAUUGAAUCACGUGUUUUUUUUAUUUUAUAGUUAUUAUUGUUAAAGUUUAUAUCGAUAGUACGAUAGGGAGUGCAGCAAACACAAAACAUGAGAAAAUAAUAAAUUACCGAAAGCAAAUAUGGAAGCAGAAGAAGGAAUAAAAUGAAAGCAAAUAAUCUCAGUACCGUUAUUCUUAUGGGACCAAUGUCAAUAAGUAAUAUCCAGAGGUCUUCAUUGUAUGGUCAGUCAGUGCCAAUAAAUGUUCAUUUUCCCCUCCAAAAAAA
Messenger RNA from Culex quinquefasciatus (southern house mosquito), 6366 nucleotides. RefSeq names its product rho GTPase-activating protein 7 (gene cv-c). NCBI's taxonomy places the organism in Eukaryota, Metazoa, Arthropoda, Insecta, Diptera, Culicidae. The coding region runs from base 1180 to 5682 and encodes 1500 amino acids. The record is from RefSeq and is a predicted model, not a curated record. Gene Ontology annotation, molecular function: lipid binding; GTPase activator activity. The transcript is spliced from 11 exons. Gene Ontology annotation, biological process: regulation of Rho protein signal transduction; actin cytoskeleton organization; signal transduction.